Molecule: messenger RNA, 1094 nt
Organism: Dacryopinax primogenitus
Lineage: Eukaryota; Fungi; Basidiomycota; Dacrymycetes; Dacrymycetales; Dacrymycetaceae
Exons: 2
Coding region: 16-954 (312 amino acids)
Source: RefSeq, a predicted model, not a curated record
CUCAACUAUAGCAUCAUGUCCAACCUCUCCCGUGCUCACACUCACCCGACCACCCGCCCCCUCACCUCGCUCUCCGAACUGCCCCCUCCCCAUCCACAACGCAAAUCACGCACUGCCGCACCCACCCCCACCCGCUCACCACCCACUCGCUCACCUCAACUCCGUGCCAUCCCUCGAUCCGCACUCGCCAGUCCCCUGGAGGAGCGCGAGGAGGACCCGUUCGGUGUUGCCGGAUUCUAUGGCCCGGCAGCCGCGGAGAGUUUCGGCUGGGUCAGGGAGGAGGGACGAACACAACCUGGAGAAGGUGACGAUGGGGAGGAGAAGAGACUUGACGGAGAGGAGGAGCUGGGAAUGGAUGAGUGUGUGAGGAGGGUGUUAAGUAUGGAAGAUCGUAUGGGCGUGCUCGGGAUCUCUCUUCCCCAGUUAUCUCGCACACCGUCCUCUGGCUCUCCUUCACCUCCGCGACAGCCUCCGACUACGUACGCGUAUACCACCACCACCACCUCCAACGCAUACACGUAUGCCUACCACUCCUCGGAUGCACCUUAUCCUGAAACAGAUGACGGCCUGCACGAGUCGUUUGCCGCCCGAACGAAAGCGAUGAGCUACCCUGAUUUGGUCAUGCUCGCCAGCAAGCGGGCACCGUCUUCCACGGUACCUGCAGGGCUUUCCGCCAGGGGCAGAAAAGGGAUGGCUUCAUUGUCUCCUCGCCCAGCACCUGUAUCCCAGACUCGCACCCGAGCGGAAGUUAUCUACACGACCGAGCGGCGCGAGUCCUCCUUGGAGAGGCGAACCGCGGUGACGUCGACCAUGGGUGUAGAGCCCGAGCUGGGAGGGCUAUUCUUUGACGGCCUUGGAGAGAAACAGGGGCAAGGUGUUGGCGUGGAAGGGGCGAGGGAGGGUUGGAGGGUCUGGGCUUUGGAUAGGGCGGCGAAGGUCGUCGGGCUCGAGUAACCUUGUGCUUGCGUUUUCUAUGACCUCGAUCGGCAUCAUUUUCUUCCUCAUCUUCGCCAACUGCACUUCUUUGUCAUUUCCAGAACUACAAACGCAUUUGAAAAAUGUACUCGACAUGUAUUUCUAUCAUGCUGCUCAAC